AUGGAAUUAAAUGGUUAUGGAUCAUUCAAAAAUGAAAUUCAAGAAGAAAUGGAAAUAGAUUCAAUAACAAGUACUGUUAUUGGAAAGAAGCUUGGAGAUUUCAUUCCAAUUUACAUUCCAGCAGUUGAGAAAAGAGUUCUCAAUCAAAACCCCCAUGAAAGAAGGUUUCUUGAUUUUCUAAAAGCUCGUCCAUCAAGAGACUGGUUUCUCAAAUCCAACUUUUUUCGAAAAAAUGCAAGCAUAGAAGAUGCUCAAACUCAAACUUCAACUGACCGACGACGACGUUUCCGUGUGCCAUUUGUCCGAAGAAUCAACUGGAAGGCAUUGAUAAACAGCUUCAAAAACUGGAUAAAAAAUCCUGCUCAUAUAGCAUUCUUGAUUUGGUUAGCCUUCGUCGUCGGAGGCCUAAUCCUCCUCGCUCUCGUCAUGCUUGGAUUACUAAACGAAGAGAUACCGAGUAGUUCUAGACGAAAGAAAUGGAUAGAAAUCAUAAACCAAAUACUCAAUGCUCUGUUUAUGAUGUUAUGUUUGUAUCAACAUCCAAAUAUUGCUCAUCAUUUUGUGCUUGCUGUGAGAUGGAAAUUUAGAAGAUAG
Dioscorea cayenensis subsp. rotundata (Guinea yam) is the source of this 594-nucleotide messenger RNA. RefSeq lists its product as uncharacterized. Lineage: Eukaryota; Viridiplantae; Streptophyta; Magnoliopsida; Dioscoreales; Dioscoreaceae. Gene Ontology annotation, biological process: sesquiterpene biosynthetic process. The transcript has a single exon. The coding region runs from base 1 to 594 and encodes 197 amino acids. The record is from RefSeq and is a predicted model, not a curated record. Gene Ontology annotation, molecular function: cyclase activity.